UUUCGCAGUCUAUACUCUGUGGCCUAAGCAGUAGGCAAUUUGAAUUUGGCGCGUCGACAGUUGCGGUCAAGCCGCGCGCGCGCUCCAAUGCCAGCGAGCAGUUGAACGGACGAAUCGAAAGUUUCUCUCGUGUUAUUUACUUUUUUGUUUGUUUUUGUGCGGUGGACGGACUCGUUUUAGUGAUAAGUAAAAAUUUGCAAAUGUAGAACUAAACAAGUGUGUAUUAAAUAAUUAAAUGCCGACGUGUAUAUAAUUGUGGGACGACGACGCCUACACCAAUGAUUGUAUGAAACAAAAUAUGUGCGUACUACUAUAGUACUCUGUACAGUUCAAAAUAUUUAUAAUGGACGGCGAGAGAAAAAUUAAUUUAAGCGAAGGUGUCCCACUUAAUUCGGCAGGUGCGGCGAACAUAUUUUUGAACACGGGUAAAAAUCCAAAAGUAAACGACGGGACUGUCAUUCAUCUGAACACAGAAAAAACAGCGGACGUCGGCGUGCAUAUAAAUACGACCUUCUCCAUAGCGUCUUCUAAGAAAAUUAAGCUCAUGUUCGUUUUAAACUUUUUACUAAGCGUUAUAUGUAUGAUAAUAAGUUGCUCGAUAGCUUUCUAUUAUUGGAAUGAGAUGAUAUCCAUGAGAAAGCAGCUCGACGUUUUGCGAGAACAAUUUCUCAUACAGAAUAUAAGAGAUGGAGUUAUACAUCCAGAUAAGACUAUACAGAGUCCAUUAGUCUCUCAUUUAAGGCCCCGUCAAAGAGGUCUGGAGGCAAGAGAGCCUCGAAUGGAAUUCAAAGAUGAGAUCUCACCGAAUGCUAGGAGGUUGUAUGUUGAAGACCUCGGAGAAGAUAUGUUACUUUUAGACUCAAGCAAAAAGAAUCCUAGUCAUGAUAAAAAUCCUACUUAUGAUUUAUCAGUCUUCCAAAAAGAGCCUCUAGUCGUUCAAUUCAAUGGUGCUAUGAGGGAGUUAAAUUUAGGAACACAAUCUCUAGUGGGCCCGUGGGUGCGAGACAUGGAGGUAUCGACCAAGAACAGCGAAACCAAAAUAGAGCUGAACACCAACUAUUUCACUAUAAAGGAGCCUGGGCUGUAUUUAGUCUACGCGCAAGUAGUCUACCUAACCCACGCACCAAACAGUUUCUUCGUAUGGGCCCGUCAGCCAGCCGGUGCACCUCGACUCUUAACCACGUGUGCAACUGGCGACGACUCCAGUUCCAGACCUUUGGAUAAGUCCCAGAUAUCCUGCUCCGUACACACAGUGGCUCGACUGUCCAAGGACGAUACAGUCAAUAUCGCCCAAAGAGAACAGAACAGAACAUUGUGGCUCCGACCGGGAUACUCGUACAUUGGUUUCGUGAAGUUAAGUUCCUAAUGACUGUGAUAGUGUAAUGACUCAAUGCAGAAGAGUGGUGAGUGACUUCGGUACUUACUUAGUGACUUUUUUGUGCCAUAUGAAGUCUUCCAAUUUAUGCGUGUGCUAUGAGAAAGAAAAUAGCUGAAAUGUUUUACACGAAAGUACAUUUUGCUACUAGUACACACUAUUGCAGUUCAAAAAUAAUAAUUUAUUUCUUAAUUCCAUACAUGUGAAUGACAUUUUUUAAUAUGUAGUUCUCGGUGUUAUUAAUCGCAAUGCACAAAGCCAAUGAAUGCAAAUCACUGCCAAUGUUUAUUUGUGAACAGUUGAAUGGUGCUUAUGUAUAAAAGAAGCGUGCCAUAUGUAAAUAGAAUGGAACAAUACAUCACAGUAGUGAGUAACCAAUACAUACCAAUUACGGUAGCAAUGUUUUCAAAACAACUUUUGUUGAACGACAUAAGAUUUUGGACAAGUU
Molecule: messenger RNA, 1823 nt
Organism: Colias croceus (clouded yellow)
Lineage: Eukaryota; Metazoa; Arthropoda; Insecta; Lepidoptera; Pieridae
Exons: 6
Coding region: 344-1366 (340 amino acids)
Biological process (GO): immune response
Cellular component (GO): membrane
Molecular function (GO): tumor necrosis factor receptor binding
Source: RefSeq, a predicted model, not a curated record